AUGCACAGUUACAGCGGCUCGUAUGCCACAGACGCUCGCAUGAGACUGGAAAGUCUCAAGUCUGGGUCCAGUUCACCUGUUCCCACUGGUGCAAAGAUGGAACUGAUGUACAACUAUGAUUUUUCUAAAGACAUUUGGCAAAUUGGGCAGAAUGAACUUUCGGCUCUGGAUUCAGUGGAUCUGAUUGAUGUAGAGGGAGAUGAGGAGGAUGAAGAGAGUUGGUUGUAUGUUUCACCAAAACAAUGUGCAUUUGUGAAGAAAACCGAGUCUGCUCUCAGAUGGUGCAGACACGUUUUGGAUAAUCGCAGUCCAGAGAUGGAGACGGCCUGCUCAAAGCUGAUAAACAGGCUGAAUUUAAAGUUGAGUUGUGAAUUCCAGCAUCCACGUCUACAGCAGACCUUUUUUCAUGAAGCACCAAUGGACCAUGCCUCCUUUAGUUCCACCUUUUCUUCGGGCAGUUUUGACCACAGUGACUCAAACUAUACGUUUCAGAACAUGUCAGAUGUUUAUGACAUUGCCCGUAUACAAGAAGCAAGUUUGCGGCAGGGGAAUGUCUUCACACACAGACGUUUUGAGUCCCCCCAGACUCUCUGCUCAAAGCCCAAUGCAACAAGUGAUGUCACCAAAGAAAACGGUGCAAAGGCUUUAUGCAGUCACUCAGCAAGAAGUGUGGAGAAGACCUGUCUAAGUCCAAAAGUAACAAGACUUCAUCAGUACAAGAUGCUCAGGCGGGCACAGAAUCAAGGUUCACCCGGCAGAUCCAGCUCACCCAUGCGCACCAGUCUUCGCUCUCUGCAGGCCGUGAGGAGCAGCAGGAGUUUAGACAUUGACGACAACAGUCUGGACCAGAUUCUUCUCCCUAGUCCUGAUGAGUUUGAGAGGAUGACAUCAGUAAACAGAUAUCUAUCCCAUCACCAACCAGCCUCAGAUGAACCACUUGUGAUCAGGAAGUUUGUGGUUUUCUGA
This is a messenger RNA of Knipowitschia caucasica, 966 nucleotides long. The record is from the annotation of a GenBank genome assembly. Lineage: Eukaryota; Metazoa; Chordata; Actinopteri; Gobiiformes; Gobiidae.